Messenger RNA from Hemibagrus wyckioides, 16199 nucleotides. RefSeq names its product sacsin molecular chaperone (gene sacs). Gene Ontology annotation, molecular function: Hsp70 protein binding. The transcript has 11 exons. NCBI's taxonomy places the organism in Eukaryota, Metazoa, Chordata, Actinopteri, Siluriformes, Bagridae. The record is from RefSeq and is a predicted model, not a curated record. The coding region runs from base 517 to 14289 and encodes 4590 amino acids.
UGCAGGAGAAUGAGUCUCUUACCCUAGAGAUUCAGCAUGUCCCGAAUCACAUCCUACACUGGCAACCUAUAAAUUCAUUAGGUUAGCCGACCUCCACAGACUGACCGUCUGUGCUUGGCCUCAAAUUACCCGUGACAUGCGCAUUAGAUGGCAGGGUAAACUUGGGGGUGAAAGCUGCAGAGCUGUAGGAGAAUGAUGAUGGUGCUGAAGCUGCGUGGAGCAGGAUGAGGACCGUGAAAAACAUGAUGGUGGACCGGUGCUGAACUUGAACGUUGACAACUAAUCAGGACGAUAGUUACCUCUAGGGAGGCGGGUCCAAGAGGAAAACACAGCUAAAUACAGCCUGGGACAGCAAAAUCAUGGGCUGACACCAACCGGGUUGGUUUUUUUUUCCACCAGAAGACCUGGAGCGAAUGAAUGAAUCAGAAUGAAUAGAGGGUUUUGUGGUUGAGAAGAUAACGGAGUUUCACACACAGAAAACUGAAAUCCGAUGAAACGGAAACUGGCUGAACAGCGAUGGCAACCUGUCAUGACUCUUGGUUGCUGUUGGUGACAGUCAGACAUGAGUACCUAGGCCAAAGGGUCUUCCAAGUCCCUUGGUCAACAGCAGUCCAGCAAAUCAAGCAGCUUAUCUACCAAGAAACCAACUUCCCUGUAUGUGAGCAGCAGCUGAUACACAAUGGAAAAGUGAUCAAGGACAGAGUUGUAGUUGGAUCCUUGGUACUACACGGAAGUCCAGAAAUAACCAUGACACUGCAUGGAAGAGGACUACGAGGGGGUGGGAGGUUUGGGCAAACCACUCCACCUUUGGUAGAGUUUCUGAAAGACAUUUUACGGCGAUAUCCAGAAGGUGGACAAAUAUUGAAAGAGCUAAUUCAGAAUGCAGAGGAUGCAGGAGCAACGGAGGUUAAAUUUAUGUAUGAUGAAAAUGAGUAUGGGGUCGAGUCACUAUGGUCACCUAAUAUGGCCCAAUAUCAAGGAACGGCAUUGUAUGUGUACAACGAUGCAGUUUUUACAACUGAGGACUGGAAUGGGAUUCAGGAAAUUGCGAGGAGUAGGAAAAGAGAGGACCCAUUAAAAGUUGGCCGAUUUGGGAUUGGAUUCAACUCUGUUUACCACAUAACAGAUGUUCCAAGUAUAUUUAGUGGGGAUCAAAUUGGGAUGCUGGACCCUCAUCAGAUGCUGUUUGGAGUCCAUGAGUCUGGACAGUGCUGGAACUUGAAGACAGACAUAAAAGAAAUAACGGAGCUGAAUGACCAGUUUGCCCCGUACUUUGGCAUUUUUGGCAGCUCUGAGAAGACCAUCAGAGAUGGCAACUUUCCAGGAACACUUUUUCGCUUCCCUCUCCGUAUGAAGCCUUCUCAGCUGAGCAGCAAUGUGUAUAAUAAAGAGAAAGUUCUAGAGCUGUUUGAGUCUUUCAAAGCUGAUGCGGACACGGUGCUGCUUUUCCUGAAGAGCGUACAGAAGGUCUCUCUGCAUGUCCGUGAGUCAGAUGGUACUGAACGGAUGCUUUUCCAAGUCUCAGCAAGUGAGAAUGCUGAACACAAACUUGAGCAGCCAAACUCUCUGAAAACUCUACGGCAGGCCAUUGACAGCUACAGUAAUGGUGUUCCAGUUAAUUCUGUCACUUGCAGUACAUACCAGCUCAGUAUUGAGGUGCAGGAUAAAACUUCAAAAGAAAAUCAGAGGACCACUUGGUUGGUUUGUAAUGCUGUGGGUGGACGAGGCAUGUGUAGUGAACUGGACAGUCUUGCGGAUGAUCUAAAGUUUAUCCCAAUUAUCGGCAUAGCUUUACCACUGAUGCUCCUUGAUGAUGAGGACAAGGGAGCAACCUCCAGCUUCUCAGGGCGGGCAUUCUGUUUUCUUCCACUGCCCCUAGGAGAAGAGAGUGUGACAGGGUUACCAGUGCAUGUCAGUGGUUUUUUUGGCUUGACUGAUAACCGUAGGAGUAUCAAAUGGCGAGAGGUGGACCAGUGGAGGGACCCGGCCGCCCUUUGGAAUGAACUUCUUGUUGCAACAGUCAUUCCAAAGGCAUACUACACGCUCAUUAUGGAGACUAUUAGGAGAAUUCAGACAAUGAAAGACCAAGAUUUUCCCCUUUCUCCUAGUAACAUUUAUGAAACCUGGCCUGAUCCCAACAGGAUACGGUCACACUGGAGACCCAUUCUCGAGCCCCUGUUUUAUGACUUGCUCCAGGAGCCAGUCAUCUACUCUAUCAGCAACACUUGGGUUAAAGUGGAUGAUGCAGUGUUUUUAGAGCUAGACUGUACAAAGGACAGCACAAAAUCAGUAAUCACAUACCUCCAGAACUCAGGGAUGAUGCUGGCCCAAGUGCCAGCUAAUACUUCUGCUGUCCUGACCACAUUUUUGACCAAACCUGACAGCCUAAAAAGAGUGACGCCUUCUUUUGUACGGCAGAUGCUAAGGAAAACUGGGCAUAAAGGGUCAUCAAGUGAGAAACUGCUUCUGCUUGAAUUUAUUCUCAGUGAUGCCUGUUACAGUGACCUUAUUGGACUGGAGCUGCUUCCUUUGCAAAAUGAUGCAUUUGUUGCAUUUUCUUCCUCUGUGAGUGACAAAGAUGCUGUGUAUAUUGCAUCAGAAGAGUACCCAAGGACCCUUUACCCAGGUUUGGAAGGAAGAUUCAUACUAGAAAGUAUUGCCCCAGGAGUCAUGAAUAGCCUGAAAGAAGCAGCCAAAAGUAGAGUUCAGCAGUAUCUUUGGGGUUGUUCAGGGAGGCCCUGUACUCAGGUUCAAGUUCUAACCCCAGAAAAAUCAGCACGUCUCAUAAAAGAAGUCCUUACCACAACAUGGCCUUCCAGAGACUUUUCUGUGCAGUGGUACCCUGGUGAUAAAGAGAAGAAGCAUCCCUUGGCAUCUUGGCUGCAAAUGGUUUGGAAACAUCUGUAUAUUAAUUUUGCUGAUGACCUUAGUAUGUUUGAAGACAUGCCUUUGAUUCCAAAAGUGCCAGUAAAUGACAAUAUGGAAUCCUUGGAGCUCUUGCGUCUCAAGACUCCAUCUCCUAUAAUUGUUGUGAAUGAAGAAGAGAGCGCACUUUCUGAGGACCUCAUGGAAGCCAUAAAUAAAGUUGGAGGGGUUGUCUUACAAAACUUGGAUUCUUGUCUGCAACACCCACUCCUGAAAAAUUACAUCCAUCCGUUAUCUCCAAGCUCUGUGCUACAAAUUAUGGACAGGACAUCAUCCCAGAGACUGGUUAGCCAAAUCUCAUCCUUCACUGUCAAUCAAAAGGUUGCCCUCAAAGGCUUUCUAGCUGGUCUUACCGAUGUCACUGAAAAGGAGAAACGUAUAAUUCAAGAGCUUCCCAUCUUUUUGAAAGUAGGCAAGUUUUCAGACAAAGGCACUCCAUCUUUUACUUUCCUUAAAGGAGCUAGAGCACUGCAUCAUACUGCCAAACACCCUCCAGAUGUUAAACUAUCCAUUAAUGUGGUUGACAGCAGUGAUGAGGCUACGAUUCGUCUCAUUCGACUGUUAAAUAUGGAACAGGUUAAAAGCACUGACUUGAUGAAGGUCAUUGUUCAGGACAUUGAGAAAGGUUUCUACACCAAAGAAGAAAUGGAAAGCAUCAUGAUCUGGACCCUAACUCAUUUAUCGUUUCUCAAAAAUGAAAACAAAGCAGUGAUCUCAUGGCUUUCCUCUCUUAAGUUCAUGUAUUCCUUCACCGGAAAACCUCUUUCAGCAACAGACGUUUUUGAUCCUGAGCUGGAGAUACUGCAGGACCUGUUCUACAUGGAGGAACAAACAAGAUUUCCUCCAAACACCUACACAUCAUCUGCUGAUGUUCUUCAUUCACUAAGACAGAUAGGGCUCAAGAAUGAGGUGCAACUUACAGAAAAGGAUGUACUUUAUGUUGCCCAGAAAAUUGAAGAGUUACAGGGAAGCCCUAAUCCAGAAUGGGAAUCUAUUUUGAAGAAGGCAAAAACACUACUUACUAUCCUAAACAAACAAACAAAAUUAGUGAAGUCAUCAGAAAUUCAGGCAUCCCUCCAAAAAUUGAAAUGGGUACCAGUCUGCAAGGACAGGCCUUUAAAUUAUCCUAAGUCUUUGAUCUGGAAGGGUGACUCUUGUAAUAUUUCCCCUCUCUGUGACAUGUGCAAUAUAUCUCAUGCAGUGCUUGUUGGUUCUUCUGUAACACUGGUAGAACGAAUAUCUGGUGGCAUGAAAAAAUCCUUUAAGUUAUCCAUGGAGCCUCAAGUUGACCAAGUGCUCGAACAUUUAAAAGCAGUAAAUGACUGGCACAAAUCCCAAGUAUUUACCACAGAGGACUGGUAUCAGUUCCAGCAGAUCCUUUUUGAAAUUUAUGGUUUCAUGCAAGUUCACCUAGAGGAUGCAAGAGAAGCAGUGAAGUCUCUGUCCUUUGAUUGGGUUUGGACUGGCAAAACAUUUGCCCCCCCUGGAAUCACAGUCCUAAAUCCUGUCCAAGAUUUGGAUCUACAACCAUACUUGUACUCACUUCCAAAAACCAUUGCAAAGUUCCACAAACUUUUCAAAUUCUGUGGCUCUAUUGAUGAAAUUGACCCUUACCAUGUGCUUAAUGUGGUAAAAACAAUCAAGAACAGAAGUGAACAAGAAAUGACAAAGGAAGAAAGCAAACAUAAUAUCCUACUCUUGAUAAAUAUCUUACGAUGGUUGUACAACAAUCAAAUAUCAGUGGAUGUAGACAUGCCAGUGCCGAUUCUUUGCUACAAAGAUCCAAGCAAAUUAAUCAUGAAACCAAUUCAUGAAUGUGCAUACUGUGAUAUCAAAGUCGAUGAUUUGAAUGACUUACUUGAUGAUACUUCAGAGCCAAUUAUCCUUGUACAUGACGAUAUCCCCAUGAAAACUGCAGAGUGGUUAAGAGUUCCAUGUUUGAGCACAAGACUAAUAAACCCAGAGAACCUUGGCUUUGAACAAUCAGGCCAGAGGGAACCCCUAACAGUAAGAAUAAAAAACAUUCUAGAGGAAUAUCCAUCUGUUGCAGAUAUCUUUAAAGAGCUCCUGCAAAAUGCAGAUGAUGCAAAUGCUACUGAAUGCAGUUUUCUGAUUGACAUGAGAAAAAAUCUUGAUAUACGAGAGAACCUACUGGACCCUGGAAUGAUUGUCUCUCAUGGUCCUUCUUUGUGGUCAUAUAACAAUGCUGUUUUCUCAGACACAGACUUCCUCAAUAUAACGAGGCUGGGUGGAUCCAUGAAAAGGUGUGAAGCAGACAAAGUAGGCAAAUUUGGAUUAGGGUUCAACUCUGUAUAUCAUGUGACAGACAUUCCUAUUAUCAUGAGCAGAGAAUUUAUGAUUAUCUUUGACCCCAACAUCAAUCACAUUAGCAAACACAUCAGGGACAAAUCAAACCCAGGCAUCAAAAUCAACUGGAGUAAGCAGCAGAAAAGACUGAGGAAGUUUCCUAACCAGUUCAAGCCUUUUCUUAGUGUCUUCAACUGCCAGCUUCCUCUGUCCCAAGAGUCCCCCUACAAGUAUGAUGGAACUCUCUUCAGACUUCCAUUCAGAACAGAGCAUGAAGCAGCAGUAAGUGAAAUUAGCAGUAUAUACUACAACACCACUGACAUAUAUUCACUUGUUGAUGAGUUCAGCAUCUGUGGGCAUCGGCUGAUUCUUUUCACUCAGCAUGUUGGGACAAUGGUCCUGAAGUAUUUGAAAUCUGAGGAGUCAAAUCCUGCUGCUGCACAGGAUGUAGUAACAAUAAACAAGAGUGUGUGGUCUUCCAAAGCGACAUAUGGCCCUCUUAGUAUUCUGAAGUCUGCAGCUAAGGUCAUGAAAAAAGUUUCAAACACCAACAAAGUACCUGCUGAUAUCCCUAAAUCUGGCUGCAUCAUCAGAAUUGUGGUAGAGGAGUACCACAAUGUGUUCAGACGUAUUCUUGAUCUACAGUCGCCCCUCUUCAGAGGUUCAGAAGAGGAUCCAUCUGCAUACUUUGAAAUGGCAGCUAAAGGCUCUCAAACCAAGAGACUUACUGAUGAAAUUCCUCAGAAGGGUGUUGAAACCACAACCUGGCUCAUCUCUUCAUGUAUGGAUGUGACUGAAGCUCUGAAGUUUUCUCUGAGUGAAAGUGGAAAACGACUAGGACUGGUGCCAUGUGGGGGUAUAGCAGUUCUACUCUCUGAAGAAGAAAAUCGAAAAUGGACAUUGAGGACAAAUACAAGUCCAAUCGGAGAGGUGUUCUGUUAUUUACCUCUCAGAAUAAAAACUGGACUACCAGUACACAUAAAUGGAUGUUUUGCAGUUACAUCAAAUCGAAAGGAAAUAUGGAAGACAGACACAAAAGGACAAUGGAACUCCAUUUUCAUGAGACAUGUGAUCGUGCAGGCAUACAUGGCUGCACUUAAUAUGCUGCGUACUAUGUCCGAAAAUGGGGAGCUCCUCGAAUAUCACUACUAUGCAGCUUGGCCUGACCCUGGAGUUGUGCAUGAUGACUUUAACUUGAUUUGCCAAGGAGUAUAUCAAGAAAUUGCCAAAGGUCAAGACCAAGACAAUGCAAAAGUCUUCUCAGAUGGCAAAACCUGGGUGUCAAUCAAGUAUGUUAGGUUCUUGGAUGACACAUUACUCUGCAAACCUGAUGUUGGACCUGCUGCUUUCAAAAUAUUCAUGAAAUAUCUGAAAAAGUGUGGCUCCCAAAAUCUCUGUGCUGUAGAACUGCCAGACUGGGUCAAAGAAGGCUUUGAUGAUGCUGGCUGUAAAGGAAAGCUGAUGGAGAACACUCUCACAGAGAAACAGUUCUUCACAGAUGUAUUUUUCCCCAAUAUACAAGAUAUAGACAAAGACCUUCGUGACCCCUUGAUGCAUUAUGUUCUCAAUGAAAAAUUGGAGGAUUUUGCAACUAUCAUAAGAGAAACCCCAUGCAUUCCUUGCUCAGGACCAUCACACAGCCUUGUUCUGCCAUCUCGGCUGAUACAUCCAGAAGGAAGAGUUGCGAAACUGUACAACAGUGAUGAUGGGCGUUUCCCUGAAGGAACUGUUAAAGACUAUAUGAAUCCAGUAUGUUUGGUGAAGUUAGUACAGUUGGGCAUGGUCAAAGAUGAUCUUUCCUGGGAAGACCUGACGGAACGUGCUGAAUCUGUUAUAGCUCUUAAUGAAGUUGAUCAUACUGCUGCAUGCCAAAGGAGCAGUAUACUGCUUAGUUUGAUUGAUGAAAAACUUAAAAUGAGAGACCCAUGGGCAAAUGAAUAUGUUGCAAAAUUACAAGCCAUCAGCUUCCUUCCAUUCUUGACAAAGCCUGCUGGCUUUUCUCUCCCCUGGUAUGGAAAUAAUUUCCCCCAGUCCACAAUGUUUUCUGCAACAGAACUUUUCACAACAGACCAUCAGGACACUGUAUGUUUGAUGAAGCCAAUCCUGAAUGAGAACUCUCCAUCAUUUAAAGGCUGUGGCCCCAUGUCUCUGGCAGUGAAAGACUAUCUUGGACUGAUAAAAAAGCCAUCUGUUGGGUUAGUCAUCAGUCAACUCAAAGAACUAUCAAAAUCAUUUGAUGGUGUCACACUGUAUCAAGAAAACAUAACAAAUGCUUGCUACAAAUAUCUAUAUGAAGAGAUGUUGCAGUCCAGAGAUGCUAAGGAAGAAAUUAUGGAGGAGCUGCAAACAUUUUGCUCUAUUCUAGUGGAAAACACAUAUGUAAAUCCAUCAAAAGUAGCAUUUCAUUUGAAUUUUGAUGCUGCUCCACAUCUGUACCAACUUCCUAACAAGUAUAGAAACAGCUGCCGUGAGCUUUUUGAAACUGUGGGGGUUCUUCCAAACUUCACUGUUGAAAAUUUCUCAGCUGUUCUAGAACUUAUCAAGAAGGAAUGUGGGAGAAGAUGUCUCUCAGAGGAUAACUUUCAGCUAUGUCGUAGAAUCAUCAGUGAGGGAAUAUGGAGUUUAAUAAGAGACAAAAAUCAAGAGUUCUGCCAAAGCAACUAUGGACAGAUACUUUUACCAGAUGGCAAUCUCACUUUGCAACCUUCCAGAUCAUUGUGCUACAACGACUGUCCUUGGAUAAAGGUCAGAGACACAACUGUAAAGUAUUGUCAUGGAGAUAUCCCAAGAGAGGUAGCAGUAAAAUUAGGUGCCAUUCCAAAACGGCACAAAGCCUUGGAAAGGUAUGCUUCUAAUGUCUGCUUCACCACACUUGGAAGUGAGUUUGGGCAAAAGGAGAAACUCACCAGCCGAAUCAAGAGCAUCCUCAAUGCAUACCCCUCAGAGAAGGAGAUGCUAAAAGAGCUUCUUCAAAAUGCAGAUGAUGCCAAAGCAACAGAGAUAUACUUUGUGUUCGAUCCCAGGACCCAUCCAACUGACAGAAUAUUUGAUGAUAAAUGGGUGCCUAUGCAAGGUCCAUCUCUCUGUGUGUACAACAAUCAACCAUUCACAGAGGAUGAUGUCAGAGGAAUACAAAAUCUUGGUAGAGGUACAAAAGAGGCAAACCCUGGCAAAACUGGACAGUAUGGUAUUGGAUUCAAUUCAGUAUAUCACAUCACUGACUGUCCAUCUUUCAUUUCAAAUAAUGACAUCCUUUGUAUCUUUGACCCACAUGCACGUUAUGCACCUGGAGCAACAACUGUUAGCCCAGGAAGAAUGUUCAGAGAUCUGGAUUCUGACUUUAGGUCCCAAUUUUCUGAUGUCCUGAACCUUUUUUUGGGGAAUCAUUUCAAGCUGGAACGCAGCACAAUGUUUCGAUUCCCAAUCCGCAGUGUAGAAAUGGCAAAAAUUUCAGAGAUUAGCUCAGUACCUGCUUCAGACAGAAUGGUACAGAAUCUUCUGGACAAACUCCGGGCUGAUGGUGCAGAACUACUUAUGUUUUUGAACCACAUGGAAAAAAUUUCAAUAUGUGAAAUAGAAUAUCGAACGGGAGAAUUGAAAACGCUGUAUUCCGUCACUGCAAAAAUCACAGAUGGUGAUCGUUUGAAACGGAAACAGUUUCAUGCCAGUGUGGUGGACAGUGUGACAAAGAAAAAACAGCUGAGCCAAAUCCCAGUGCAACAAAUAACAUACACAAUGGUUAUUGAAGACUCAGAUGGGAACUCAACAAACUGGCUGGUAUGCAACAGAACAGGAUUUUCUGAUAUGGAAAAAGUUUCAAAAAGUGUAGUGUCGGCCCACAAAAAUGAGGACAUAACACUCUUUCCUCGGGGUGGGGUGGCAGCAUGUACUAGUCACAAUUAUAAAAAGGCUCAUAGAGCCUUCUGUUUUCUUCCUCUGUCACUUGAGACAGGCUUGCCAUUUCAUGUGAAUGGGCAUUUUGCCUUGGAUUCUGCCCGUAGAAACCUGUGGAGGGAUGAUAAUGGAGUUGGUGUAAGGAGUGACUGGAACAGUAAUCUAAUGAUGUUAUUAAUAGCCCCUGCUUACGUUGAGCUGCUAAUUCAACUGAAACGUCGACUGUUCCCAGGACAUGAUCCCACAGUGACAGUUCUACAAGGAAUCCCAAUUCACCAAGUCAAAGAUAUGUUGCGGAAGUUCUUGUCUUUCUUUCCAGUAAACAGACUGGACAUUCAACCAGACUGGUACUGUUUGGUAAAGGCAAUCUAUCAGUGUAUUCAUAUAGACCUGAAAAGACUUCUGCCAGUUGUUAGGGCACCACAUUUGGAUAACACUGAUCUUAUGCACUCAGCAAUAUACAUUUCCUGGGUGAACACAUCCACUUCAACUAAAGGUAGAGCAUUCUUUGACAACUUGCUACAAGAUGAGUUGCAGCACCUGAAAAAUACAGAGUACAAUAUUAGCACACGCAAGUCAGUGGCAGAAAAUGUCUACAGGCUAAAGGCCAUGCUUCUGGAUAUUGGCUUCAAUUUAAUCCACAGUUGUGAUGAGACAGCUAGCCUCUACUUCUGCUUAGAAGAUGCAGGUAUUCCAGUCAGCUAUGUGACACCGGAGGAUGUCCGAUGCUUUUUGUUGACCUUUUCAUCUCCAGACACAUCUUGUCAAGUUGGAAAACUCCCUUGUCGACUGCAACAGUCUAAUUAUAAGCUUUUCCACAGUCUGAAGCUGCUGGUGGAUUAUUGCUUCAAAGACAUAGAGGAGGAUGACAUCAGAAUAGAGGGGCUACCACUGCUUUUGACAAUGGACAACAUCCUUCAAGUGUUUGACUCAAAACGUCCCAAAUUCCUAACAAGCCAUCAUGAGCUUGUUUCCUCCAGGACAGAAUUGUUCAUGCAAACACUGUACAUGAGAUAUACCAACAUUCUCUUUAAAGCAGGAGUUGCAAAGGUUUUUGACAUAAGCAGUUUUGGUGAUUUAUUGGGAUCUGUCCUACCUCGAGAGUACAGGACCAGGUUUCCUGUGAAGUGGAGGGAAAACUAUGCAAGUGAAUCAUGGCUGAAAAGUGCGUGGCAUUUCAUCAGUGAAAAUAUUGGCAUCAAAGAUGACCCAUCAGAGGUUAAGCCAAAAUUUGAGACAGCUAUGGAAAUCCUUAAAGAUUGGGCUUUACUACCAGGGAUCAAGUUUAUGGUCUCAAGCAACAAGUUAACUGUGCCAGAGCAUGAUGCAUUGUUACCCUUCAGCCUUAUGUAUGCUGCCAUUUUCCCCAAUGGACAAAAUGAAAAGGUUUUCCACACCCUGAUGAAAGCAGGAUGCCUACAAGUAGCAGUAAACAAAAUGUGUGCAAAAGAGAGUCCUAUCUUGUCUUUACUGGCUCAGUACACAGCAAAUAUAGACAAUCCUUCAAGCAUUCUAAGAUCCCUUGAGUACAUGAUUCAGACAUCCGCUUUCCGAGCUGGGAGCUUGACUGACAAAGACUGUGAAGCACUCUUGUUGUACUUUAACUGUAAUUUGGCCAGUUUAUGUCAAGAUGAUGUGCAAAGUCUGAAACUGCUUCCGUGUUAUAGAGCUGUCAGUGGACAUCAUAUUAGCAUUGCAAACUUUGGAGCUUGUUAUGUUCUGACCAAAAGCAUUCCUUCAAUUGACAUGGAAAAAUGGGCACACACUACAUCCUCAGCUUUUCUAAUUGAUAAUCCACAGCUGAAAGAACUGUAUACCUUUCUUGAGUGCAAGCCAAUUGAUGACCUGGAAGUCUACCUGAAGCACCUUCUUCCAAAGUUUGACAUGUUGUCACAUGAUGCCAAAAUCCAACACCUCAUUUAUCUAAAGGAGGGGCUAUUGACAAUGGAGGAGUCAUGUUGCAUAAAAGAUCAACUCUAUGAAAAACUGGAAAAUCUCUCAUUUAUUUUUGACUCAACAAACAGAUUAAAACCUGCCAAAGCCUUUUAUGACCAAACUGUGAAAGUGUUUGAAGUGAUGCUUCCACCAAAAUCUUUCAUCCCCACAGAUUUCUUCAAGAAAAUUGAGCAAGUGUUGAAACCAAAAAAUGGAACUUCACUCCUGCCUUCAUGGAUUACAUUCCUGCGCAAGAUAGGUUUAAAAUAUAUUGUGUCUCAACAACAAGUUCUCCAGUUUGCAAAAGAGAUUAGCAUCAAGGCACAGACAGAGAACUGGUCUAAAGAAAAGGUUCAGACCAUAGUUGAUGUUCUCUUGAAUCACAUUUUUAAUGAGAGGACAGAUCUGUUUGAGGGAGUAUUUCUCAAAGAACUCUCAAUGAUCUCAUUUUUAUGUCCAGAGCGUGCACCAACAGAACUUGUCAGACUGCAUCCUCAACACCAAGAAAUCAAUGGCACUCUUCCUCUAAUUCGUUUUAAUGCGUCUCAAGUUAAUCCAAAAUUUAAACAAACCGAUGUCAUGCAAUUACUUUGGACAUCGUGUCCUAUUCUACCAGAAAAAGCUACUCCAGCAAGUAUAAAAGAGCAAGAGGGAACCACCCUUUCAGGCCAAGAGCAGCUUGAACAAGUCUUGACUAUGUUAAAUGUAAAUUCAGAUCCACCGCUGGAAAAGGUCAUUAGCAACUGUAAAAACAUAUGCAGCAUCACAAAUGUGGAUGAUGACACGGUCAAAACAAGAAAUAAAGUCUUGAGGAGAACCUAUGAAUUCCUUAAUGCAGAUAAAAGGGAAUUCCGUUAUCAGUUGCGAGGGGUUGCAUUUGUUAUGGUUGAAGAUGGCUGGAAACUUCUAAAACCAGAGGAGGUCGUGAUAAAUCUGGACAAUGAAUCAGACUUCAAACCUUAUUUGUACAAGCUUCCACUUGAACUUGGUACCUUUCACCAGUUGUUUAAAUUGUUAGGCACUGAGGACAUUGUAUCAACAAAACAAUAUGUUGAAGUUUUGUGUCGCAUAUACAGAAGUUCAGAAGGUAAGCAGCUUGACCCAAAUGAAAUGAGAACAGUAAAAAGAGCAGUUUCCGGACUCUUCAAAAGUCUCCAGAAUGACCCAGUACAGAUUCGCAAAGAUCUAGAGAAUCUCAAAGAUCUUACAUUUUAUCUACCAAGUCAUGAUGGUCGACUUGCCAAGUCUAACAGUUUAGUCUUUGAUGAUGCACCACAUUAUAAGAGCAGAAUACAGGGUAAUGUUGGCGUGCAAAUGCUUGUUGACAUGAGCCAGUGCUACCUAGGCAAAGAUCAUGCUUUCCACACUAAGCUAAUUAUGUUACUUCCACAGAAAUUGAGGCCAAGACUUUUAAGUAGUAUCUUGGAGGAACAACUCGAUGAAUCAUCUCAGAAAAUGUGCCAGUUUGGAGCACUUUGCUCACUUCAGGGUCGGCUUCAGCUGCUACUUUCCUCUGAGCAGUUCAUCACAGGACUAAUCAGAAUAAUGAAGCAUGAGAAUGACAAUGCGUAUAUGGUAAAUGAGGAAAAAGCCAUCCGGCUCUGCAAAGCACUUUGCGAGGGCUUGAAGGUAUCUUGUUUUGAAAAGCUACAGACAACAUUGCGAGUUAAAGGCUGCAGUCCUAUUCCACACAGCCGAAGUGAAACUCUGGCCUUUUUGAAGCGAUAUGGUACAUCUGUUAUCCACCUCUACAUUCAGCAUUCAGAUAGCAAAGAUAUAAAUUUUCUUCUUGCUCUUGCAAUGACCAUCAAGUCUGCUACGGACAAUCUGAUUUCUGACACUUCCUAUCUUAUCGCUAUGCUUGGCUGCAAUGACAUAUACAGAAUAACAGAAAAGCUGGACAAUCUUGGUGUAAAAUAUGACUCAACUGAGCCCUCAAAGCUUGAGCUUCCCCUUCCUGGUACACCAAUACCUGCAGAGAUACAUCAUUUACUGCUAAUGGACCCAAUGAACGUUUUCUAUCCUGGAGAGUAUGUGGGCUACUUAGUUGAUUCUGAAGGAGGAGAUAUUUUAGGGUCCUAUCAGCCAACCUACACAUAUGCCAUUAUUGUCCAAGAAGUAGAAAGAGAAGAGGAUGACAACCCAGGUUUUCUUGGUAAAUGCUUUCAAAUUGACAUUGGAUACAGUGAAUACAAAAUUGUAAGCUCCCUUGAUCUAUACAAAUUCUCCAGACAAGAUGACAACACCAACAUUCGAGAUGGUACACCAGCAGCACCAACAAGCCCAUCAGAGAGUUCCUCCACAGGCCCCAGAAUGGCACCACCUAUUUUUCCUGGCAAAGAAAAUCACAGACCUCCACCAAAAAAAAUGUCUCCCAAAAAGAUUAAGAUUAAUGCAUUACCUGAAAUUCUGAAAGAAGUUACUUCAGUUGUAGAACAGGCUUGGAAACUUCCUGAAACUGAAAGAAAGAAGAUUAUCAGAAGACUGUAUCUCAAGUGGCAUCCAGACAAAAACGCAGAAAACCUUGAUGUUGCUACAGAGGUCUUCAAACACUUACAAAAUGAGAUCAGCAGGAUGGAGAAGCAAGCACAUGCAGAGCAGACCACAGACAGAACAUCAAGAAGAACUUACUCUGCAUCCUCCACUCGUUUCCAGUCAGAGAAAUUCUCUUUUCAAAGAUUUUACACGUCAUGGAAUCAAGAAGCAACAAGCCAUAAAUUUGAAAGGCACCAAUUUAGAGAUCAGUUUGCAAGUUAUUCAGGAUCAUCACAUUCUAGUCGUUUCUUUGUGCCACCAUCAUUUAAGUCAGUUGGAAACCCUGUGGAGGCAAGACGAUGGCUAAGGCAAGCAAGAGCAAACUUUUCAGCUGCAAGAAAUGACCUUCAUAAAAAUGCAAAUGAGUGGGUGUGCUUCAAGUGCUAUCUGGCAACCAAGCUAGCAUUAAUUGCUGCAGACUAUGCAGUCAGAGGAAAAUCAGACAAAGAUGUAAAACCCACAGCACUGGCACAGAAGGUGGAAGAGUAUAAUUCUCAUCUAAAUGGACUGGCUAAGGAUGUCAACAUCUUAGAAGGUUAUGGUGUUGACAGCCUCAGAACCCGCUAUCCUGACCUCUUACCCUUUCCUCAGAUUCCUAACGAUAGGUACACUUCAGAAGUUGCAAUGAGAGUAAUGGAAUGUACAGCUCGAAUAAUUGUCAAGCUAGAAAGCUUUGUACAGCAAAAAAUAUGACGCAUCAGAAAAAUUAACUGGUUUUUACAUCAAGAAACACAACAUAAAUGGUGGCCUUGUGCAAUAAGUAUGAAUGGAUUUGCUUUUGCUUAUUUCAAGCAAAAGUCAUCUAACAGUUAUGCACAGUACCAUUAAUGGUGCUAAAUCCUCAUGCUUAUUGCAUAUGUUUGCUUGUAAAUGUCCAGACAGAUGCCUGAGCCUGAAAAUCUUUCUGUUUUUCUGACUUACUUUGUAGUGUGAAAAUUUUUGACAUGCAAGUGUACAUAACGCUAAAUGGCAUAGCAAUAUUUUUCUUUUUACUAUAACGUUUGUGUUUAUCUUAUGUACAGAAUGAACAAGAAAAUGCUGCUUUUUUACUUCAUGUUUUAUAUAAAAGUAUUUUUCUUGCCACAGUCAUCCAUUUGACUGUAAUGUCCUGUAAUUUGCAUGCAUUUGCACAGCACUUUUGAGUAAGGAACGCUUGUGAGAUUGCUGAAAUUUGGGCAAAUAUAAUAAAUAAAUAAAUAGUUGAGCGGAGACUUAGACAUGGAGUGUUGUGAAUUUAACAGUGUUACAUUAAAAAUGCAAAAACUGGCCUAAUUGUCCUGUGAACUCUGGGGGAUGUAUACCUAUAUCUUGUAGCAUUUUGAAUUCAAUAUAGAAAUGACCAUAUUGUGCAUAAAAAUGAUUAUAUACGAAUUUCUGAAUAGACAGUUAAUCUAGUUAAUCUAGUUUGGUGUAAUCUAAAAUUACACCAAACAUUGUGUUUUAACCAGACUCAGUCCCCUUCUUGUAGGGCCACAUUUCCUUUUAUAAUCCAGAGUUGCGUCAUGCUAUUCUCAAAAGAUUACUGCAUUCCAAUACUUUCUCAUUUUUCAACAUGUCUUUCUCAAACUUCAUUAGUGAUCUCAUGUGUUUUUUGUUUUGUUUUGUUUUGUUUUGUUUAACAGUGAAAAAUUAUUUGGCCAAAGCGGUUCAUAAAUACACAAAGGAAGAAUUAUUACUCUUUACUGUAAAAACAAGAUUUACUUUAGUACAUACUUGGGUUUAGUGCAGCCUACUACUCCAGCUAUUAUUGACUGUUACUUUACUUUGCUAGCUAGUACAUAGUAAGAGUAUAUGAUUGCAUGGUGUAAAACUGCUUAAAGUAAAUUGUAUUUGCUACCAAGGACAAGUCUGUUAUGAUUGAAAGAUCUGCUUUCCAUUAAACCCCCCUGUGCUUGUUACAAAUGGCAACACGUAUGAGGUUAGUAAUAUGCACUUUAAAAUCAGAGAUGGAGGUUGGUACAGGAUUGUAGAAUUACUGCUUUCUUUUCGAUACUCUGUUGACUAUAUUCUUGGUCUUUUUUUUUUCUCCCAUUCACUGUGAAACAACCAAUUGCAAAUUUGUGUAAUCUGUGUGUUUCAUGAAAGACCACAGCAGCUAAAACACUGGAUAAGGAUUCACAUGCAUUUUGUUGAUGUCCUGUCUGUAUUUCUUACUUUCAUACCUAUUUCAUGCCUUACUGUAGCUUUGUAUGUUUGUAAUCAAUCACAGAGACCACUGAUUUUAGCUCUCUCAAUGUAUAUUCUGAAAUACAGUGUCUUGUUAACAGUGUCAUCUUGUUAACAGUGCCAUACAGCUAAUAAAUUUCCAGACCACCCCACGUGUGUCUGCUGUCAUGCAGUAGGCCUGGUAACUUUGUUUUUUAUAUCUCUGAAACAAGCCAUUUGACAAGUAUAUUAGGCUUAAAGUUUUCAUUCUGUCAGCUUUACUAGCCAAAUGGUUCUCCCAGUCAAGUUUUUCUCAAUGCCAUUCAACAGAUAUAAUAAGAAACUGUGAUGUAGAAUGUAAACCUACAUUAUUAUGCACUUUUUUCAAUGUAAUAUGAAGGGAUUAUAUCUCCAUAUAAAGAGGUAGGAAGCAUGUUAGUUUAACUAAAAAUGACUUC